AUGUCCUCGAAAGAUAUGUCGCUCGACGAGCUCAAGGAUCUGCAAAAGCAGUUAUCCAAGCUCGCCACCUCGUCAGAUUCGGAGGCCAUCCUCUCCAUUUUUUCCAAGCUCAAGUCUGGGCUAUCGGCACCAACAGAGGAUGUUAUUCGUCAAAGCAAGAUCGGUGUGGCGGUCGGAAAAAUGCGUUCGCACUCGGACAAAAAGGUGGCGGACCAGGCAAAGUCUUUGGUUAAGGAUUGGAAGGCCAUCGUAGACAAGCAAAGGGCACAGUCGUCUGCGAAUAGCAGCAAAGCUCCCUCUUCCACCGCUUCGCCUGCACCGACAACAUCGAAACCAGAUGGCACAAUCAACGGCAACGGCACAGCAUCGGCAUCUCCAGCUUCGACACCAUCAGCAGCAGCCAAAUCCACGUCCUCCACCAAGAUCGACUUUGAGAUCCUGAACGACAAGGUGCGCAAUGCGUGUCUCAAACUCCUCUACCAGUCGCUGGAAAUCGGUAAGGAAUCACACGUCUGGAACGACUCUCAGAUCUUUGACGCGGCUGUGGCUGUGGAAGCUGCGAUCCUCUCGAAUCAGGGCAAAGGCUCGGUCACCGCCGAUUACCGCAACAAAGUGCGUAGCCUUUCGCUCAACAUUAAGGACAAGAACAACCCAGACCUUCGCGUUCGCGUCGUAGAAGGAGAUAUUGCAGCAGACAAGCUGGUAACCAUGACCAACGAAGAGUUGGCGAGCGACAAGAGAAAACGAGAAAUCGAAGAGUUGCAGAUGCAAAAUCUCUUCAAGGCUAAAGGUGCUGCCGCGCAGGAGGCCGAGACCGACGCAUUCCAGUGCGGCAGGUGCAAGCAGAGGAAGACAAGGUACUACCAGAUGCAGACGCGAUCCGCCGACGAACCGAUGACUACAUUUGUGACGUGUACCAACUGCAACCACAAGUGGAAGUUCUGUUGA
This is a messenger RNA of Mycosarcoma maydis (corn smut), 948 nucleotides long. Its product is annotated as transcription elongation factor DST1. Gene Ontology annotation, biological process: transcription elongation by RNA polymerase II; regulation of mRNA 3'-end processing; transcription elongation by RNA polymerase I. The transcript has a single exon. The record is from RefSeq and is a predicted model, not a curated record. NCBI's taxonomy places the organism in Eukaryota, Fungi, Basidiomycota, Ustilaginomycetes, Ustilaginales. Gene Ontology annotation, cellular component: nucleus. Gene Ontology annotation, molecular function: zinc ion binding; RNA polymerase II transcription regulatory region sequence-specific DNA binding. The coding region runs from base 1 to 948 and encodes 315 amino acids.